Molecule: messenger RNA, 1864 nt
Organism: Hyalella azteca
Lineage: Eukaryota; Metazoa; Arthropoda; Malacostraca; Amphipoda; Hyalellidae
Product: eukaryotic initiation factor 4A-III
Exons: 8
Coding region: 150-1358 (402 amino acids)
Cellular component (GO): catalytic step 2 spliceosome; nucleolus
Molecular function (GO): mRNA binding; ATP binding; RNA helicase activity
Source: RefSeq, a predicted model, not a curated record
GGAACAUUGUGCGCGUUGCGGCUGAAAAAGCUCUCUCCACUCUCCACGAAGUUCAAGGUGAUUUGGUAUCGUUUUUUUUUUAACAUCAAUCGUCAUAAGAUAUCGGCUACUCUAGGAGUAAUUAAAAGUCACUUUUACUAUUCGAAGAAAUGGCUGAAACACGGGGUCGCCGAGUUUUGCCUGAAGACCUCAGCAAUGUUGAGUUUGAAACGAGUGAAGAAGUUGAAGUUGUCCCUACUUUCGAUAACAUGGGACUGAAACAAGAUCUCAUUCGAGGGAUUUAUGCCUAUGGGUUUGAAAAGCCUUCAGCCAUCCAGCAGCGUGCUAUCCGCCCCAUUGUGAUUGGUCGAGAUGUUAUUGCUCAGGCUCAGUCGGGUACUGGUAAGACUGCUACGUUUGCUAUUGCAAUUCUUCAGGCCCUGGACAUCAGUGUCCGGGAAACUCAAGUCCUCACCCUAUCCCCAACAAGAGAAUUGGCUGUUCAGAUUCAAAAGGUUGUGCUGGCUCUUGGAGAUUACUUGAAUGUUCAGUGUCACUCAUGCAUUGGUGGCACAAACCUGGGAGAAGAUAUCCGCAAGUUGGAUUUUGGUCAGCAUGUGGUGUCAGGAACUCCUGGCAGGGUGUUUGACAUGAUCCGUCGCCGCACUCUGAGGACGCGCUCCAUCAAGAUAUUAGUGCUGGACGAGGCUGAUGAGAUGUUGAACAAAGGCUUCAAGGAGCAGAUCUACGACGUGUACCGCUACCUGCCACCCGCCACACAAGUCGUGCUCAUCUCCGCCACGUUGCCACAUGAGAUCCUUGAGAUGACCAGCAAGUUUAUGACGGAUCCUGUCAGGAUUUUGGUCAAGCGUGAUGAACUGACGCUGGAAGGCAUCAAACAAUUCUUUGUGGCUGUGGAGCGCGAGGAGUGGAAGUUUGAUACUCUGUGUGAUCUCUACGACACCCUCACCAUCACGCAGGCUGUAAUCUUCUGCAACACAAAGCGCAAGGUUGACUGGUUAACCGAGAAAAUGAGGGAAGCAAACUUCACGGUGUCAUCUAUGCACGGUGACAUGCCGCAGAAGGAACGAGAUGCCAUUAUGAAGGAGUUCCGCUCGGGGCAGUACAGAGUCCUGAUCACCACCGAUGUCUGGGCUCGAGGCAUUGACGUGCAGCAGGUUUCACUGGUGAUCAACUAUGACCUGCCAAACAACCGUGAGUUGUACAUCCACCGCAUUGGUCGCUCAGGCCGUUUCGGACGUAAGGGUGUAGCCAUCAACUUCGUCAAGAGCGACGACAUCAGAAUUCUUCGCGACAUUGAGCAGUAUUACUCUACACAGAUCGACGAAAUGCCCAUGAAUGUGGCUGAUUUGAUAUAAGGAGAAAUAUCGUCCGAAGACUUAUAUUUGACACGGAAUCUUCACAUGGCUUUUAAUAGUUUGGUCUCGUGCUAAAUUUUUAGUUAGCAAGGCAAUAUUUUCCAUAAUGGACACUUUUUACAAUGCCGUUUCAAUUUCAUUCCCUGAGUGUAGUUAUGACUACAUUUUGUUCGUACCGUUGAUCUUACGUUUGCAGUUUUGUUGUUUAGUCAACAUGAAGGUCUGAAAAAAUGAAAUUUGAUAAUUAAACGCCCUGUUGGUGUUUCUAUUGGUUUGAUUAGAGCUUCAUAUUGUGUGAAUAAGAACUCUUUUAGCUCCUAUGUGCUAGUACAAAAAUGUAAGAAAUAGUUGCUUCUGCUUAGAUCUGUACUUUUCUCUACAGGGAUAUUUUCUAAUUGCCUGCGCAAUCGUGAUUUCUGAGUAUACAUUUUUGAUAGGUGCUUAUGUCUCUUGCCUAAGCAGUUCUGUGUUGCUACUCACAUUUCUAAAAAAAAAGCACGGACGAA